GAAAUUUUAAUACGGGGCAAUUUUUUUUGUUACUGGCAGAGAGGGGAGGGGACGAUAGCUGCGCUCGCGCUGCGAAUGGAGGCGCUGGCUCUCGCAUCAUCCACAUCGCCGCUGUGGAUCUUCUCCAUUUCCUCCUCGUCCUCGCCGCUGGCUAUGCCGUUGUGGAGGAGCGCGCCGCCGAUGUUGCUGCUGCCGUUGCUGGACGGGUUCUUUGGCGCCAGGAGCGCGGCGAUUAGGUCAAGCGGGCGUGCGUGAGGGAGGAUUCGCGCAAUGCACAAGAGGUACACACAGAUGGGCCGGGAGCAAAUGCUGCUGCCCAAUUUAUUAUAGUUACCACAGGGGGAAAGAGAGGAAGAGAUUGUAGUUUAUCAUAGGCUAUAGUUCCUUGAUUUUUUCUUCAUUCUGGUAGAGGAUUCUGGUAGAGGCAGCGGCGGGGUUAAUCCGGGCUAUAGUUUCUAAUGGGUUAGGCCUGGGAAGAAAGAAAAAAAAACAAAGAGACAAGGGGAGAUAGCGAGAAAAACUGGGUGUUAGAUGAUGGAGAUAGGAGCAUGCAGGAGGUGCACGGGAGCAUUGUGACACCAACACUGGUUUUGUCGCUGCUGGAUUUGGAUCCGAGCAGCAAGAACAGGUUGGAGGGGUGGCACUCUCCCGAGAGGCCCGACGAAGACGACGAGCUCGACUCACACGAAGACGAAGAAGAAGAAGAAGAAGAAGAAGAAGUGGACGAAGGAUUGGGAGUUUUGGUAGCGAACACAAAGUGUGUGCUCGCUGGCUUCCAAAAGGAGACGUGGGUGCUCCCACUUGCUGGGCUCUUGUUGCUGCUGGGGUGCCGGGGACGAGACGACACCCAUCGCUACGAGCUCCAGCAAUCCGUCGUCCGCCAAGGUGGAAAAUCCCGCGGGCCGUGGAGGUGGCGGCGGUGGCGGCAGCAGCAGCAGCAGCAGCAGCAGGACGGGGGAGUCGCCUAUGCCGCCGUCGGCGCAGCCAUCGUCCAUGCCACCUCCGAUUCCAGUUCCAGCGUUCCUCAGCAGCGACGAGCCCGUGCACCCGACCAAUGGCGAGCGGAACUCGUCGGCGGCGUCGUCCGAGAGUGGGAAGAGUGCUGGCGGGGACGCUGCCGGAGGAGGAGGAGAAGGCGAAGUGAAGAAGGAGGUGGCGCGGCUGCCCGAAGUGAAACCGGGGCCGGGAGGAAUCCGGAGGAAGAGAUCAGGUGUUUUGGCCAAGAGGAAGAUUACGUGGGUGGAUGAUCACGGAGUGGACAUAGCUCAAAUCAAGGAGUUCGAGCCCAGUGCAGUGACUCCGAGGACUCCGAUGAAGAGGGCGAUGACGAAUCCCCCCAGUCGUGCUCCUGCGUUAUACAAUAGCAUCGAAUUUUCGCUGGAGCGAUUGACACCAAGAACAAGAGAGCUAAACCUUGUUUCUGGGACUGGAAGAGGAACAAGAGGAUCAAAGCCACCGGGACGGUCGCUCUGUAUAUUGGCUGUAUUUCUACUGGCGCACCCGUCCGGGCUCACUACUUAGCAUUGUCUUCGCAUUCCUCAAAACGCUGAGAAAUUUUUUUGUACGGUCUUGUAAUGUUCGUACGGUACCUUGCAAACCCUAAAACAUCAAAUUUAAA
Molecule: messenger RNA, 1618 nt
Organism: Selaginella moellendorffii
Lineage: Eukaryota; Viridiplantae; Streptophyta; Lycopodiopsida; Selaginellales; Selaginellaceae
Exons: 2
Coding region: 549-1247 (232 amino acids)
Source: RefSeq, a predicted model, not a curated record